This is a messenger RNA of Penicillium cataractarum, 1596 nucleotides long. RefSeq lists its product as uncharacterized. The transcript is spliced from 3 exons. Bases 1 to 1596 code for a protein of 531 amino acids. The record is from RefSeq and is a predicted model, not a curated record. Lineage: Eukaryota; Fungi; Ascomycota; Eurotiomycetes; Eurotiales; Aspergillaceae.
AUGACCAGUCUGUAUCCAUACCCACCGAUCCCCGCUGAUUGCGAGGAUAGCCUCAAGCCAUCAUCGGGCAGGGCAUUGCCUAGGGAAUUGACCCUGGUUACCAGUCAGAACCCCCUCUUCCCCCUUCCCUUCCCCCAUUCGUCUUAUGCAGAAACACGAUCGGACAAGUGGGGCUCGCAUGAAGAAGCUGCCCCUCGAGCGCUGAAAGAGCCAACCGUGACUCUCGACAAUGAACGACUAAUACGGACGCAUCAUCGCACUCUGGGACCUUGUCCCUUUGUGUAUGAAACCACCGAGGCCGAUGGAAAGUCCAUCUGGGUCGUAAGCAUUGGGCCCAACGUGCCAAUGUACGACACGCAUGCCGGCGGGCGCGAGAUCCACAUCCAUCCGGAGUAUUUACUCCCUCAACUGUCCAAAGUGUAUAGUGGGAGUCGCCCGGAUCCCCUGCGUCGUCGGAUCAAUCCCCGAAGGUUUCUCACGGCUUCGGAUUUGGAAAUGUUGCGUCGAUUCUUUCCUGCAGCCGUUGGGGCUCGCGUGCUCAUCUCGGGGUUUAUAAUCGUGUUGUUUCCCACUCGCAAGGAUAUCGAGGCUUCGUGGUUGGAAGGAUGUGUGCCAUCAUUUGGUCUACUGCGAUUAGGGUAUGGGAAUGCAGUUCAUUACCCAACGGUCGCCGUCGCCGAUAGUGGCAAUGCAGUCGCUAGCACGCCUGAGAAGAGCGAAUCUGUCACAUCCCUGGGUCUGAAACUGCGAUUUGCAGAUGAUUCGCAGGGCAUUGCGAUUGCGACUCACGGUUUUGUUGAUAUGAAAACCGCCCAAGGAAACAUUGCGCACAAGGAGAGAAGCUGGCUGGCAAAAACCAAGUCGACAUUUUCAAAGGCGACAGCGAUGAAAGUCAAGGAAUGUGUUAAAAUGGCAGCUGCAGUGGACUCGCCGCUGGGAAAAAGCGUGUGGUUUGUCCAGGAGCCAAAAGAGAAAAUCGGCCAUGUCACGACAACGUACGACCAUCACAUCGCUCGCUUUUCCACUUUCCCUCAGACCAUCGAUCACGACACCUCAAUUGUGACAGGAGAUCACCUCCCAAAGGUGUUGAAUCCUCCACGCGCGCCCCGAAUCACCGGCUGGGGCAACUAUUGCGACGCAUUGGAUGGCCAGUUGUCCUUCACGAUGGCACUUAGUGCAUUGAGCGAGACAUCCAAAGAGAAGAGCCGCAUGGAUCCAUUCGGCACCAUGCAAAAAGCUGUCGUCGAGGGAUCAGAAUAUCUGUGGAAUAGAAAGGCACGUACGCAAUCGGCUGCGCUACUGUGGCGAGCGAUGCACGACGGCACCGAGAUGGAAGGGCUCUCUGGAUCGGUGCUGUGCCUGGGAGAACCGACGGAUCCUAAUUGUCGUGCGGUUUUGUUUAAGCACUUUGAGACGCCAAUCAGUCCUCAGCACUUUCAUGUGAGUGGCGUGGCUUCUGCUCGGGGUGAUACUUCGUGGUCGAGUAUCAAUGGAGGCUUUGUACUUCCUCCUGAGAUCCGCACGGCUGAGAUCAUUUGCGAGACGGAUGAGUCUACAGGACUGCCGCUAGAGGAGCAGGCAUGGGAUAUCGAGUAA